UUUAAUGCGAGCUCCAGAGCCUGUGGAUUAGUUUGGCGAAUAGGGAGAGCCUUGAUCGUGAUAAUACGGAGGCGAGGAAAUAAGAAAAAGUGUUGCGGAUAAAUUUUGUGGCUUCUAAAAUUCUGCGAGUUCAGAGGUGGUCUUAAUAAAAGUGGAAGAUAUAUCAAACAGUUGUAAACAUGACGGAGGACAUGUUAAGUGCUGACAUAUGUAGAGUGUGUCGAUCGGAGGGCUUGGCCGAUCGACCGCUCUUUCAUCCCUGCAUAUGCACUGGCAGUAUCAAAUGGAUACACCAGGAGUGCCUCGUUCAAUGGAUGAGAUACUCUAGAAAAGAGUAUUGCGAGCUCUGUGGAUACCGAUUUUCUUUUACACCCAUAUACAGUCCAGAUAUGCCAAGAAGAUUACCGCUGCGAGAUGUUAUCGGUGGUCUGUGUUCCAGUGUCGUUACGGCCGUGAAAUAUUGGCUACAUUAUACAUUGGUAGCGAUUGCCUGGUUAGGAAUGGUACCGCUUACAGCCUGCAGGACCUAUAGGGUCUUAUUCAGUGGAUCUCUAGAUCUUGAACGUGUGAUGUCAUUACCUAUGGACAUGCUUUCAACUGAAAAUAUAUCCUCCGAUGUUUUUCACGGCUGCUUUGUAAUAUCUUGCACAUUGUUUACGUUUCUUGGAUUAGUUUGGUUAAGAGAGCAGAUUUUACACGCCGGUGGUCCCGAUUGGCUAGAAAGAGAGAAUGUUCAAGCGCCGCCGGUCGAUAAUCCUAUGCAAGGUGAUCAAGUUCAGAAUCAGCAGCCUGUAAUUCAGCCAGAGGCUCAAAAUAAUAAUAACGUACCACCAUUCGUAGAUGAACCAAGACCCGAGGAGAUUCAUAAUCAUGCAGCUGGAAAUCCAGUGGAAUUGUUGUUUCGUGCAAUGGCCGAGCGUCCUGGGGCGGCGAUGGCGGCUCCUCCUGCGCCACCAGCACCGGCACCAGCAGUACCAGCUCCGGUGCCAAUAGUCGGUCCUAUCCCGGAUAACGAGCCCAUAAGACCCGACGUCGAGGUGGAUCAUCAUCAUCAGCAGCUGCAGCAGCAGCAACAGCAACAACAACAACAACAACAACAACAACAACAACAACAACAACAACAGCAGCAGCAGCAGAACGCUGCCAUGGGACAGGAAUGGCGAGGCCAGGGCGAGGCCGAGGAGGCUAAUUGGAAUCCCAUGGAGUGGGACCGACCAGCCGAGGAACUCACUUGGGAGAGAUUACUCGGGCUCGACGGCUCGCUACUUUUCCUCGAACACGUCUUCUGGGUUAUGUCACUUAACACUCUCUUUAUCAUGGUGUUCGCCUUUCUUCCCUAUCAAAUUGGUUAUUACGCGAUAUCGCUGUUGGGUGCGCAAGAGAUGGUCGCCGCAUCUCAUUUCGAAGGUUUGCUAACAACUCUUUGUGGCUAUUGCGUUCUCGGCGUUUUCCUCGUGGUCACCCAUGCACUUGCCGCCCUCCUGGGAUUUCAGCGAUUCCAACGUGUGCUCGGUCUAGGCUACGUAAUCGUCAAAGUCUCGCUGCUGAGUGUCGUGGAAAUUGGUGUGCUACCCUUGGUAUGCGGCUGGUGGCUAGACAUUUGCUCUUUAGCGAUGUUUGAUGCUACCCUGCGGGAUCGCGAAUCAUCGUUUCGCUUGGCACCGGGAACUUCCAUGUUUAUACACUGGCUCAUCGGCAUGAUCUAUGUAUAUUACUUCGCCUCGUUCAUCCUGCUGCUACGCGAGGUCUUUCGACCCGGUGUCCUCUGGUUCCUCCGGAAUCUCAACGACCCGGACUUUUCACCCCUACAGGAAAUGAUACACUUACCGAUAUUGAGACACGCAAGGCGUUUGGUCGCGUCCGCAGUCAUUUUUGGAACAGCUAUAUUACUCAUGCUCUGGUUACCUAUUAAGAUCUUGAGAUGGACUUGGCCAGGUUUUCUGCCCUACACCGUUACCGUUCAAACCGAGACUCAAAUAAGCGAACUCUCGCUAGAGCUUCUCCUGCUCCAAGUGAUCCUGCCGGCCUUACUGGAACAGUCGCACACGCGCACUUGGCUCAAAGCCUUGAUUCGGGGCUGGUGUCGCGUGGUCGCUUGGAUGCUGAAUCUUCAGUCGUACUUGUUGCGUGAGCAGACCGACGAGCCAGGACCAGCGGUUAUCGAGGAGCCCCAGCAUCCGGAUCUCGGUGCCGCUCACCAAGCCCUGCUGCAGCGCGAGGGUCCGUUUGGCUUCCAGCCGUAUAUUAGGCCCAAAUGGUUCCCUGCACGGCUCCUCGGGCUGCUGCUUUGCGUGUGCAUUUCCCUCAUCGUGGCCAGUCUCGUGGCCAUGACGUUGCCCGUCUGGAUCGGACGCAAAGUUAUGGCUCUGUGGUUAGCGGGAGCGCCUGCGCCAUUGCCUCCAAUACUUCCACCGAUGCUAUUCCCUACUAUCACGGAGGGUGUGGAGGCUCUCGCUUUAUCAGGUCGCGUCCACGAGAUGUACACGAUCGCUUGUGGAACGUACGUCUGUUGGGCAGCGGCUCGCGGUCUUGCCCUGGCCGUUUCUUGGCUACCGAGGGGUCGACGUGCCAUCCUCGAGCGCAUCAAGCACUGGGCCAUCAUCGGAGCCAAGGCCUUUGUCAGCAGCAUCCUUCUCAUUGGCGUUAUACCCCUGCUCUUUGGUCUGCUACUGGAGCUCGUCGUCGUCGUGCCACUACGGGUCCCUCUUGAUCAGAAUCCAAUUCUUUUUGUUUGGCAAGACUGGGCACUGGGUGUGCUGUACACGAAGAUUGCGACGGCGGUGACGAUGAUGGGCCCUGAGUGGCGUCUGAAGCUCGCGAUCGAACGUGCCUACAACGAUGGCAUCCGCGAGAUGGACUUACGCUUUGUAGUGACGGAGCUCGCGGCCCCCCUCAUCUGCUGCUUCGGACUGGCCCUCGCUGUGCCAUAUGCGGUCGCCUACGGUGUCGUGCCCUUCUUCGUCGCCGACAUUCAAAUACGAAUCCUCAUCGCCAGAAGACUCUAUCCCUUCCUACUGCUUGUCAAUCUCGUCUGCGUUGCCAUCAGCAUACAAAUCAAGCAGUUUAGAAAGCUAUACGAGCAUAUAAAGAACGACAAAUACUUGGUCGGUCAGCGGCUGGUAAAUUACGAGCAUAGAAAUAAGCAGCAACAGCAGCAGCAGCAACAGGAGCAGCAGCAGCAGCAGCAGCAGCAGCAGCAGCAGCAGCAACAAGAACAACAAGAACAGCAAGAACAACAGCAACAGCAACAGCAGGCGACGAGCUAACAGAUCUAGAGAUCACGAGACAACAACUCUGGAUUUCUUCGAUUGAAGAUUAAUAGCUUCUCCAUUUGAGGGGCCAUUCGUUAUUCCUGUACUUAAUUUCGAAUUAUCAGCGAUUAGUGUAUUUUGAUGGUGUGAAUUAAUUUUAUCGUUACUAUUGCGGUUUUUUUUCUUUUUCUUUUUUUCUCUC
Molecule: messenger RNA, 3453 nt
Organism: Ceratosolen solmsi marchali
Lineage: Eukaryota; Metazoa; Arthropoda; Insecta; Hymenoptera; Agaonidae
Gene: MARCH6
Product: membrane-associated ring finger (C3HC4) 6
Exons: 9
Coding region: 180-3266 (1028 amino acids)
Biological process (GO): ERAD pathway
Cellular component (GO): endoplasmic reticulum membrane
Molecular function (GO): zinc ion binding
Source: RefSeq, a predicted model, not a curated record